AUGGACGUGGACAAAAAAGUGGUGUUUAUCGGUGGGCUACCCGUGAACGUGUAUGGACUCGAAUUUCUCGCUCCGCCUGUGAAUGGGACCGUCCCCGAUGUGCAUGUCAUGAUCUAUCUCCACGGCCGCACUCGCUCCGCGAUGAACGAAGAACCGAUUGUGGAGAUUAUGUACGGAAACGUUCGCCAGUAUAUGACCAAAGAUCCACAGGGAUCCAAAAAAGAUUUGCUUAUCGCGUCUUUUGAUCAGCCUAAUCAUGGAGCACGCAUGACGGAUCCUUUAGAGCAAGACGGAUUUGACUCGGGGAAUAAAGAUAUUUUGAUGGAUCAGUUUGCAAUGAUGGAGCGCGGCGAGAGCGAUACGAAAAAUGUUUUGGAUUUUUUGCCCGCAAUACUCUUUCCUAUGGAUGAACGCCAGAUUACGGGCUGGUCAGUCAUGGGGCGCAGUAUGGGCGGCCAUACGUCCUGGCGCGUACUGGCCGCGGAUCCACGAGUGACUGUGGGCGUAAGCUGUAUCGGCACGCCCGAUUACUACAAUCUUAUGGAGGGGCGCGCUGCGCUAAAUAAGGUGCCCUUAAAGCCACCAUCGGCGCCGGCCUCGUUUGUGAGAUUGGUGAAUGCAACCGGACCUGUCAAUACGCCGUACACAUCGUACAACGCUACGAAUCCGUUUUGGGGAAAAAAGAUUUUUGCCGCGUCUGGCGAAAAAGAUCCAGUGGUGUCUUUUGCAUACAGUCGCUCUUUCUUAGAGAAACUGGUGCUUGGUCCGAAGGACGAUCCGUUGACGAAUGAGUCUUUCAUGGUGUAUGUCCAGCCUUCGACGAAGCACCAGGUGACGACAGAGAUGCUUGAAUUGGCGGGGCGAUGGGUUUACCGCUGGGGAAUCGCGGAGCAGCCCACUCCGCUCGAGCCCAAGCUCGAACUCCGCGGACUACGUGUGCCUGGACCUCCUCCUCGAACGCUGGACAUAGAGUAA
Messenger RNA from Malassezia vespertilionis, 975 nucleotides. RefSeq lists its product as uncharacterized. NCBI's taxonomy places the organism in Eukaryota, Fungi, Basidiomycota, Malasseziomycetes, Malasseziales, Malasseziaceae. The record is from RefSeq and is a predicted model, not a curated record. The transcript has 2 exons. The coding region runs from base 1 to 975 and encodes 324 amino acids.